This is a messenger RNA of Pseudocercospora fijiensis CIRAD86, 555 nucleotides long. RefSeq lists its product as uncharacterized. The coding region runs from base 1 to 555 and encodes 184 amino acids. The record is from RefSeq and is a predicted model, not a curated record. Gene Ontology annotation, cellular component: EMC complex. The transcript is spliced from 2 exons. Gene Ontology annotation, biological process: protein folding in endoplasmic reticulum. NCBI's taxonomy places the organism in Eukaryota, Fungi, Ascomycota, Dothideomycetes, Mycosphaerellales, Mycosphaerellaceae.
AUGGCCGCAUCAAUCCCAGCACCGCAGCCGCAAUGGCUACGCGACCUCAACGCACAACCGCUCGUGAAAGCGAAAGCCACGUAUCCAGACCCACCGGGCUACAGCGCACCACAAGCCCUCACCAGAUCGAGCAAUAAGAAAGCCGUCACUGCGAGGAAACCACCGUCGCCAGAGGAGAUGGAUAGCUUGAAGCUGAAGAAAGCGUGGGAGCUGGCUCUUGCACCAGCCAAGCAAUUGCCCAUGAACGCGAUAGGGAUGUACAUGACGGGCAACAGCCUGCAGAUUUUCAGCAUCUUCAUGGUCUUCCAGCUGUUCAAGGGACCCAUACAGGCUCUCCUCAACAUCCAGAACACAUUUGCAAGGUUGGAAAGCGAGAACAAUAGGGAGAAGAUGCUGCUGGUCAAGCUGGCAUUUAUCGGAUGCAAUCUCUUGGCGCUAGCAUUGGGCAUAUGGAAAGUUAAUGGAAUGGGGCUGUUGCCAACGACGAGAUCGGACUGGCUUGCUUGGGAAACGGAGCGAGAACCGCUGGAACGGGCAUAUUUUGUGCCUUCGUAA